Molecule: messenger RNA, 705 nt
Organism: Emiliania huxleyi CCMP1516
Lineage: Eukaryota; Haptophyta; Isochrysidales; Noelaerhabdaceae
Exons: 4
Coding region: 1-705 (234 amino acids)
Molecular function (GO): glycosyltransferase activity
Source: RefSeq, a predicted model, not a curated record
AUGCUGUUCGUGGCGCUCCUGCACCUGGCGACGCCGCUCGAGCCACCACAAGUGCCGCGUCUCAACCUCUACCCGCCCCGCCGAGUUGCGCUGCUCGUGGAGCCCACACCAUUCACGCACAUCAGCGGCUACUCCAAUCGCUUCAAGGAGAUGCUCCGCUUCCUGGUCGCUGCUGGCGACGAGGUGCACAGGCUGGUGGUGCGCUGCUUGCGCUGGCUCGCGGUGAAGCUGGCAGACGCGCUGCUGCCCCGGCUGCUCAACUGCGCCGACCUCACGCUCGCCACGAGCCCGCAGCUGCAGCAGCAGCUGCGCGCGCUCGGCUGCAGGCGCGUCGAGGGUGGGCGCGUCGAGGUGUGGCGCAAGGGCGUCGACACGCUCACUUUCUCGCCCGCCUUCAACGCCUCCAACUCCCACGCCCGGCACGCGCUGACGGGCGGGCAGCCGCACCGGCCGCCGCUGCUGUCGCUGGACUCGCCGCUGCUGCUGUACGUCGGGCGGCUCGGCGCGGAGAAGCGCGUCGAGCUGCUGCGGCCAGGCUGUCUCGGCUCUUUGGCCAGCGAAGGUGGUGACUCGGUCACAGGCGCGUCGAGCUGCUGCGGCCAGGCUGUCUCGGCUCUUUGGCCAGCGAAGGUGGUGACUCGGUCACAGGCGCGUCGAGCUGCUGCGGCCAGGCUGUCUCGGCUCUUUGGCCAGCGAAGGUGGUGA